Molecule: messenger RNA, 1562 nt
Organism: Macadamia integrifolia
Lineage: Eukaryota; Viridiplantae; Streptophyta; Magnoliopsida; Proteales; Proteaceae
Product: D-amino-acid transaminase, chloroplastic-like
Exons: 6
Coding region: 454-1344 (296 amino acids)
Biological process (GO): carboxylic acid metabolic process
Molecular function (GO): catalytic activity
Source: RefSeq, a predicted model, not a curated record
AUCUACCCUUGAAAGUGAAAAUCAACCAAACCAAACAUUUUGGUCUUACUCUAUUCCUGCUCCGCCGUCCUUCUUCUUUCCUUCUCUUCGAAUUAAUCGGAGUCUCUUUUCUGCUUCUCCCCACCUCUCUUUGGCUACCUCUCUCUCUCUCUCUCUCUCUCUCUCUCUCUCUGGGAGCUGAGGAAGAAGCUUGAACGUAGUGGGUAGAAAGAGGAGGAACCAACAGUCUAAGCCCCAAGUGUUUCUUCUACGAUCUCAUCUCUUUGUCGCCAUGGAGAACCCCUCUUCUGGUCAGCAAAAUGCUGCUUCCGAGGUUGACAAUGGUAGUGAUCUUGUGGUUCCUGUGUAUUCAUCAUCGGUGGAGGGCGUGACAGGAUUUUUUUGAUGGGAUGAGAGUUGCUUACGAAGCUGCAAGAGAAGUGGAACUCAGCGAAAAAGAAACCAUACCCAGCAAUGUAUUCUAGUAUUUUUGGUGGCAUUAUUCUUGACCCAGCAAUGAUGGUUAUACCAAUUGAUGAUCAUAUGGUUCACCGAGGACAUGGCGUCUUUGAUACAGCGAUGAUUUUCAACGGAUACUUGUAUGAGCUGGACACCCAUCUGGACCGGUUUUUGAGAUCAGCAUCAAAAGCAAAAAUUUCUUCACCUUUCCCUCAAUCAAGUCUUAGAAGCAUUCUUCUGCAGCUGGCAGCAGUGUCACAGUGCAAGAAAGGCUCUCUGAGAUAUUGGCUAAGUGCAGGCCCGGGGAACUUCUUGCUCUCACCUGCUGGCUGCCCAACAUCUGCAUUCUAUGCAGUAGUCAUUGAGGAUAACUACUCCCAAUGCAAAGAAGGGGUGAAAGUGAUAACAUCCAGUGUACCAAUGAAAUCACCAGAAUUUGCUACCAUGAAGAAUGUGAACUACCUCCCAAAUGCCUUGUCUGUAAUGGAAGCUGAAGAGAAGGGAGCAUUUGCUGCCAUCUGGGUGGAUGAUGAGGGUUAUGUUGCAGAGGGACCAAAUGUAAAUGUUGCUUUUAUAAACCAAAAUAAGGAGCUUCUGUUGCCCUCAUUUGAUAAGAUCCUUAGUGGGUGCACUGCAAAGAGGCUUCUUGCUUUGGCACCCAAAUUGGUUGAGAAAGGCCUUUUGAAGAGUGUGAACACUGCGGAUAUAACCCUGGAACAAGGCAAAAGUGCAGCAGAGAUGAUGUUUGUAGGAAGUGGUCUUCCAAUAUUACCAAUUAUCAUGUGGGAUGGAAAACACAUAGGAGAUGGCAAGGUGGGAGAGUUGACACUUGCCCUCUCAGAUCUGCUAUGGGAGGACAUGGUUGCAGGUCCAGAAACUCAAAGAAUAUGCAUUCCUUAUGUGUAGGGUAUCAGAAAGUGAUCAUAGCAAUGUUUCCUAAAGAAAGAUUGAUGUCUUCCAUCAUUACUGGUCAUCUGAUCAAAACUUGAUGAAGAAUUGCCUGUAUAUUUUCUUGUACUUCAAUCUUUCCUUCGAUCUCAACAGCAGUCGAAUAAGAUGUUGAAUAAGUGAUGGAAUGUGCUUGAUUUUAGUGUGAGGUUAUAUUGCACUUAUAAUUUGGUAGA